CGCCGCAUCUCCCCGCCUGCUACUGGGCGUCAGGGUCCCUGCCGCACUGCUCUCUGUCCUGUGUGCUUGCCGGGGCCAUCGGGGUUGGUCCCCACGCCGCCCUCUCCGCCCCGUGGUCACCCUGUGUGGGUUUAAGCCAGCUUGGGGACAGUCCCUGGGCUGCACCCAGCAGGAGGAGGGAGGCUAGCCAGCACAGGCAGAAGGGCUGGACGGACGGACGGACGGAGAAGCAGAAUGGUGACAUGGUCGCACGGGGCAGCGUGGGUGCACUCUUGACAACGGAGACAGAGUUGAGCGUUUGAGAGACGCAGGGCUGGCUGCACCCACCCCGCUGUGCCUGUGACGCCGAGCCGGCCCGGGGCGCUCCGAGGAGGCCGGGUCCUGCUGGGAACCCGCCGUGCGCCGGGGAAGCGCCAUGUGCAGCCCAGAGGAGGCCCUGCUGCAGCUGGAGGAGGCCUUCUUGGCCACACUGGCCCUCGUCAACACGCACAUCCUGCAGCCUUUGCUCUUGGCCGGUGAUCCCUCGGAGCCCCGGGCUCAAGAGUGCCUGCAGCUCUUGCGGCAGCUGCACAGGAACUCCCUGCAGCUGUGGCAUCUGACCCAGCAGAGUCUGCAGUCCCUGCACAGGAGGUUACGCCAGCCGCGCACCACCGGCCUGGAGUCCCUGCUGCUGCUGGGCAGUGCUGACCGCAUCCUGCAGGUCCACCUGGAGUACAUCGAGUCCUACACAAGCUGCGUGGUGGUGCAAGUCUUCCAGCAGGUGGCAAAGAGGAAGAGAGAGUACUGGCACACACAGUGCAGGCUGCUGCAGAAGCACCUAUCCGGAGUGAGCUUUGAGGGCCCGGUGGACGCCCUGCUGGCCCGGCUCCUGCACCAGCCGCUUGCACAGCACCUUCAGCAGCGUGUGCUCCACCUGCUGCGCCUCAGGGAUACCCUCGGGGAGGGCCACCCUGCCCAGGAGCUGGUGAUGAACGCCACCAUCCUUCACGGGAACCUGCAGUCCUUCCUUCAGCAGGCUCUGGACCAGGCUGCGGCCACCCAGGCUCUGUGGCACAGCCUGAGUAGCCGCCCGAAAGACCUGCUCUGCACCCCGGCUCACUGCCUCCUGCAGGACAGCCAGGACAUCCCGGUGACGGUCACCCCCCUGCGGGCUGAGCGCGUGCUGCUCUUUGAUGACACGCUGGUGCUGCUGCAGGGCCCCAGUGUCUGCUCCUUCGAUCUGAGGCUGGUGUGGGUGCGCCCCGCGCAGGACAGGUGCACGCUCUGCAUCCUUACGCCAGAGGAAGAGUUCUCCUUGUGUGCCAGGAACCCCCAGGGCCAGGUGGUGUGGCAGUGGAAAGUCUGCCAGGCUGUGUGCCAGGCCCUGCGCGGGAAGAAGGACUUCCCCGUGCUGGGAGCCGGCCCGGCACCCUCCAAGCCGCCGGCCUGCCGCUCCAUGGCCUACACCUUCCGCGCCGAGGGCCGCCUCUGCCGGGCCACCUAUGAGGGCGAGUGGUGCUUGGGCAGGCCCCACGGCAAAGGGACCCUGAAGUGGCCGGAUGGGCGGAAUCACGUGGGGAAUUUCCGCAGGGGCUUGGAGCACGGCUUCGGCAUCUACCUGGUGCCCAAGGCCACUGAGGACAAGUUCGACUGCUACAAGUGCCACUGGGACGAGGGCCGCAUGUGCGGCUACGGCAUCUGUGAGUACGGCUCGGAGGAGGUGUACAAGGGCUACUUCCAGGCCGGCCUGCGGCACGGGUUCGGGGUCCUGGACAGUGCGCCGCAGGCUGCCCAGCCCUUCCGCUACACGGGCCACUGGGAGAAGGGCCAGAGGAGUGGCUACGGCGUCCAGGAGGACAGCAACAGGGGCGAGCGCUACAUCGGCAUGUGGCAGGCGGACCAGCGCCAUGGCCCGGGAGUUGUCGUCACCCAGGCGGGGGUCUGCUACCAGGGCACCUUCCAGGCGGACAAGAUGGUGGGCCCCGGCGUCAUCCUCUCGGAAGACGACUCACUGUAUGAGGGCACCUUCACCCGGGACCUGACCCCCGAGGGCAAGGGCAAGAUCACCUUCCCCACCGGCUUCACCCUGGAGGGCUCAUUUGGCGGCGGGACAGGAAGAGGGCUGUACACCCAGGGAGUGCUGGACACAGCCGCCCUCCCGCCGGACCCCAGCAGCACCUGCAAGAGGCAGCUGGGUGUGGACGCCUUCCCUGUGGAAAGCCGCUGGCAGGGCGUCUACGGCCCCUUCUGGGACUUCGUGCUGGCCGGCUGCCCCGGAGAGCUGCAGGAGGCCCUGCUGGGCUUCCAUGUACAGAGCCCGAGGGAGCUGCGCCGGUCCCAGGACUACCUGAGCUGCGGGAGGAGCUGCCCGGAGGACGAAGCAGGCAAGAUGGAGGACACCCUGGAGGAGCUGCUGCGGCACCGGGAGCCCGCAGCCCUGCGGCAGCACCUCCGGCAGGCUCUGAGCUCCGCGCGGCACCCCCUAGGAAAGCUUCUCCGCACCCUGAUGCUGACCUUUCAGGCCACCUAUGCGGGCAUCGGGGCCAACAAGCACCUGCAGUGGCUGGCGCAGGCGGAGGUGAAGCAGCAUGCCUGCGAGCUCUGGGCCGCCUACAGGGGUCUGCUGCAGGUGGCCUUGCAGCGCAAGGGCCAGGCCCCGGAGGGGGAGUCUGAAGAUGCAGAGACAAGGGACCUGCAGGCGCACAGACUGAUGCUCCCCCUCGUGCUGCCCAGCUUCUACUCGGAGCUCUUCACCCUCUACCUGCUUCUGCACGAGAAGGAGGACGGUCUCUACAGCCAGGGCAUUACCAACCUGAGCCUGUUUCCUGACACCAAGCUGCUGGAGUUCCUGGAUGUGCACAAGCACCUGUGGCCCCUCAAAGACCUCCGGCUGACCAGCAAUCAGCGGAGCUCCCUGGUGAGGGACAAAUGUUUCCUGUCAGCCACUGAGUGCCUGCAGAAGAUCAUCACCACCGUGGACCCCCGGGAGAAGCUGGAGGUGCUGGAGAAGACAUAUGGGGAGAUCGAGGCCACUGUGUCGCAUGUGCUGGGCCGGGAGCACAAGCUGCCCAUGGACGACCUGCUGCCGCUGCUCAUCUACGUGGUGUCUCGGGCGCGAAUCCAGCACCUGGGGGCUGAGAUCCAUCUGAUUCGGGACAUGAUGGACCCCGUCCACAUGGGAGGCCUGUACGACUUCUUGCUCACGGCCCUGGAGUCCUGUUACGAGCACAUCCAGAAGGAAGACAUGAGGCUGCGCCGCCUGCCUGGCCACUGGGACCUCCGGGACCUCUGCUAGCUCCGCCCCUGGACACGCACCACCCACCUGUCCCCAGAGCCAGUGCAUGCAGGGUGGGCCGGGGAAACCCGUGUCUCCUCUCUUUCAGGAGACCCUCCUACUGCUCUGGCUGGGUGAGGGCAGGGGGGCAGGGUGCCGGCCUCUCGGCCAGUCUCUGAUGAUCCCCGUAACCAGGGGUGAAGGGCCCCUCCUCUCUGAGCUUUGUGCUCGCGUGAUUGUGUCCCUGUUGCUGCAUUCCUGGGCAGAAGGCUCCAGGCUACAGCAGGCUCUGUCCCCAGGAGUGUCCCUGAGGACGCGCCUCCUCCCUGGCUCUGCCCCCGCCUGCUGCGCGCGGGCUUGGAGUCCAGGCGUUGUGCUCUGCUCACCCGUCACGUGGACGCACCGCGCCUCACCACCAGGGCAUCCAAAGUAGCCUGUGAACGACAUACUGUGGCCUCUGUGGGCCUUUGCGGGGCACAGCAGGCACCCACGAGGCCAGCCUGGGCCCUGACUAACACCCUUUGAGGCCAGCUGGAUCUUGGGGCAGCCUCAUUCCCCCAAGAAAGCUCCUCACAAUGAGCCCAGGCUGGGCUCCCCCGGCAGCCUCAGGGCAGGCCCCCAGGGACCAAAGAGCCCGGCUGCCCCUUGGUGUCCUCCUCCAGAAGAAGCAGGAGAGGCCUCCUGUCUGGUUCCACCCAGUGUGUUGGCCUGAACGCAGGACCUGAGCUCUGGUUCUGCCAGUGGCUAGCCAGCUUGUCGUUGCUAUGACAAAACACCUGAGGAGUGACCUCGAGGGAGAGAAGUUUAUUUUGGCUCAGGGUUUCAGAGGCUGCAGCUCGUGGUCAGCGGGCUCCAUUGCCUGAGGCCGGUUCCCAGCGGCCAGGCAGAAACAUCACAGCGGACGUGCGGCAGAGGAGAGCUGCUCACCUUGUGGCAGCGAGGAAAGAGACGGGAAGAGGGGGAGGGGGAGAGGGAGAGAGGACAAUGGAGAAGAAGAGGACAGAGGGCGAGAAGAAGCCGAGGACAAGGAACGCCUUCCCCAGUACCCCCAGUGACCUCCUUCCUGCAGCCAGGCCCCACUCCGGAGCCUCCACCUCUCCAUCGUACCAUCAGCUGGGGACAGCUGUCAGCACGGGGGCCUGUGGGGGACUUUUCAGAUCCAAACCGUAACAGCCGGGAAGCUGUAGCAUCUCCAAGAAAGCCCCUGGGUGGGGGCAGACCUGCUGAAGAGGGAGGAUGUCCACACACCUACGAUUGCGGUGGUUCCCAGGGCUUCCGUCCCCCAGCUGUUGGCAGCUUCUUCCUGUCCCACCCGAGCCCUGUCCUGCUAUGCCACGGAAACCCCAGCACCUUUCCGGCCUCCUUUGGGAUUGGGGAGCCCUGUCCCCCACCCACCUUGCCCCCACAUAGGUGGCCAGUGGCCGCUGCUGAAGGCGGGCGUGGAGGUGGGGACGGCCGUGUGAGCUGUACAGCUGGGGCCUCUCAGCUAGGCCGGCCCUCCUCCCUGCCUCCUAAGUAAACACUGUAUUUGAGGGGUGCUUUUCGGGAGAAUUA
Molecule: messenger RNA, 4807 nt
Organism: Chinchilla lanigera (long-tailed chinchilla)
Lineage: Eukaryota; Metazoa; Chordata; Mammalia; Rodentia; Chinchillidae
Gene: Als2cl
Product: ALS2 C-terminal like
Exons: 27
Coding region: 416-3274 (952 amino acids)
Source: RefSeq, a predicted model, not a curated record